Messenger RNA from Hyalella azteca, 588 nucleotides. RefSeq names its product keratin-associated protein 5-2-like. Lineage: Eukaryota; Metazoa; Arthropoda; Malacostraca; Amphipoda; Hyalellidae. Bases 1 to 588 code for a protein of 195 amino acids. The transcript has a single exon. The record is from RefSeq and is a predicted model, not a curated record.
AUGGCCUUCCUUGGCUGUGGUCUAGUGACGCAGUGCAAAGACUGUGCAGCCUUCCUUAGCUGUUGUCUAGUGACGCAGUACAAAGAUUGUGGAGCCUUCCUUAGCUGUUGUCUAUUGACGCAGUACAAAGAAUGUGGGGCCUUCCUUAGCUGUGAUCUAGUGACGCAGUGCAAAGAUUGUGGAGCCUUCCUUAGCUGUGGUCUAGUGUCGCAGUACAAAGAUUGUGGAGCCUUCCUUAGCUGUGGUCUAGUGACGCAGUACAAAGAUUGUGGAGUCUUCCUUAGCUGUGGUCUAGUGACGCAGUACAAAGAUUGUGGAGCCUUCCUUAGCUGUGGUCUAGUGACGCAGUGCAAAGACUGUGGAGCCUUCCUUAGCUGUUGUCUAGUGACGCAGUACAAAGAUUGUGGAGCCUUCCUUAGCUGUGGUCUAGUGACGCAGUGCAAAGACUGUGGAGCCUUCCUUAGCUGUUGUCUAGUGACGCAGUACAAAGAUUGUGGAGCCUUCCUUAGCUGUGGUCUAGUGACGCAGUGCAAAGACUGUGGAGCCUUCCUUAGCUGUUGUCUAGUGACGCAGUACAAAGANGAAUAA